UCUCUGGUUUGAGCUUUUUCCACUUAAAGAUUCCACCUUUCUUUGUUUCUUUGAGCUUUGGGCACAUACAAAUACACACACUAUGUACAUCUCUGCAUUUUAUGCCAUUUUUUAAAAACAUUUUCAUAGUCUUUUUUAUAUCAGGGGUUGAAGGGGUUCUUGUGUUGAGCGCCUCCGUCGAUAGAAAAGCCCAAAUCCGCAGCUUCAUUCGGUUGAAGAUUUCUUGGGAGGCGAGAUUAACUUUUGGGUGUUGAAUGGAUGUAUCUUAGGAAUUUCUGACUGUUUCCACCCUGUUGGUUGUUACCAACAGACAACAAGAUGGAUUCGGUGAAACGCUCUGUGGUCACACCGAGCAAGAGUGGAUUGGCGCGCGCCAUUGCCAAGGCUCUACACAUUCGUGCGGUCACAGGUGUAGCUCCGGACGAUGAUGGUAUCCUGAAAAAUCAUUUCAAGCACGCUGAGGCUCGCACGUCUGCAGACGAUGACAAGGAGGAGCUCCUGCAGGAUGACGGGAUAGUCCAAGAAGCUUUCCUCUCGAAACUGUUUGCUUCAGUUUCUGCUGUUAAAGCCGCCUACGCGGAGAUGCAGUUUGCUCAGUCUCCUCACGACGCUGAUGGGAUUCAAGCUGCGGACAGGAUGGUCGUAUCCGAGCUGAAGCGCCUCUCCGAGCUGAAGCAGGCUUAUUUAACGAAACAGCUGAAUGAGGCAACCCCGGCCACCACGUUGCUUUUAUCCGAGAUUCAAGAGCGGAAGAGUUCUCUUAGGAUCUACGAGGUCACUGCCAAGAAGCUCGAGUCUCAGCUCCAACUCAAAGAAGCGGAGGCCGCCUCUCUCAGAGGGAAACUAUCGGAUGCCAAUAAGGCUAACACGUUGCUCGAGAAGAGGCUGAGCUCGAGCGGGCAGUUUGUCGUCCCCGAGAACGUUCAGCUGUCCGACACGAGGGUCGGAGACUUCCUGUCCUACCACAAGCAGACGCUGAAAUCUAUCCGAAGCUUCGUGCAACUUCUGAUCAAAGAGAUGGGAUCCGCUGGCUGGGAUUUGGAUGCUGCGGCCGACUCCAUUGAGCCGGGCACUCGUUUCAGGAACCCGAGCCAUAAGUGCUUCGCGUUCGAGUCCUUCGUGUGCAAACAAAUGUUCGAUGGCUUCAACUGCCCCGAUGAGAAGGCCAUGCCGGAGAGGGACAAGAGGCGCGUCUUAUUCCUCAACCGAUACAUCGAGCUGAUAUCCGCGAAGCCUAAAUCUCCGUUUGCAUCGUUCUGCCGUGCAAAGUACUCGAGAGUCGUGCACCCGAAGAUGGAAGCCUCUCUCUUCGGCAGCUUGGAGUCCGUGGCGUCGAGUGAGCCGCUGGAGACGCCCUUCUUCUCGGCAUUCUGUGAGAUGGCGAAGCGCGUCUGGCUCCUGCGCCGCUUGGCCCUGUCUUUCGAGCCGGGGGUCUCCGUCUUCCAAGCGAAGAAGGGGGACCGAUUCUCGGAGGUCUACAUGGAGAGCUUGGGCGACGAUGCCCGGUUGCAGCCGGAGCCUCUCGUGGCAUUGUGCGUCGUGCCCGGAUUCAAGAUCGGCAAGACUAUUGUCCAGUGCCAAGUUUAUCUGUGUUGAUCUUGCCCUGGAUAGUUAAACAUUGGCUUUAUUUUAGGGUAGUUUUUUUGUUGAAAGAAAUCUGCUUUUGUUAGGGCUUUACAAUUUUGUUAAUAGGUUGGUUAGUAGAGAAUGAUGCUAAGUGUAUAUUUGUAGUACUUUGUUUGUAUGAUAGGAAAACUUGUUGAUUAA
Molecule: messenger RNA, 1767 nt
Organism: Salvia hispanica
Lineage: Eukaryota; Viridiplantae; Streptophyta; Magnoliopsida; Lamiales; Lamiaceae
Product: protein GRAVITROPIC IN THE LIGHT 1-like
Biological process (GO): negative gravitropism; response to red or far red light
Source: RefSeq, a predicted model, not a curated record